CCUGCAGUUCUAACCAGCGUCAUUCUUUGUUCACUUUACUCAUACCCUGAUCAAACUCAGUUGAUCCCCUCCAUUGUCUCUCAUCCUUGGAGUCCGACUCCUUUUUAGACAUGUCGGACGAAGCUCCGCGCAAGCGGUCGCGAUUCGACCAGACCGAGCCCGAGCCUCGAAAACCCUCUCGUUUCGAUCGUCGCUCGAGAUCCCCUUCCUCUCGACAACAAGAGUCCAGGAGAAGUCGCAGUCCUCAGCGGAGUAAGGAUAGCCAGAGUCCUGCUGUCGGCGAAAAGCGCAGCACCCCCAUCGAUCCCACCGCAGCUGCUGCCGCUGCCGCCGCAAAGAUCAGCGCCGACUUGCAAGCUCGCAAGGGAAUCCAGCACGUCGACGUACCCCCGAUCCAAUCUUCCUCUUCUCCAGGACCCCGUGACCAAUCAUCGUCCACUCCUACUGGCGGCGCAAGCACCCACAAUGUGGGCGGCGACAUCUACACUGCGGACGGUGACUAUAUUAAGGAUAUUGAGAUCAACGAUCUGCGUAAUCGCUAUGUCUUGACCAAAGGCUCCACUCAGAAGAUGAUCAAAGAAGAAACUGGCGCUGAUGUUACCACGCGCGGCUCAUACUACCCCAUCAAGAGCAUGGCUACUGCAGCAAACCCCCCUCUCUACCUUCACGUCACAAGUACAUCUAAGUCUGGUCUCGAAAAAGCCAUUGUCAAAAUUGAAGAACUCAUGCAACAGGAACUACCUAAUCUGGUCGACGAGCGACGAUUUCGUCGCCGAGAACCGGAGCAGGUCGAACGUGACGAAUUUGGUCGACGCAAAUGGCCCGAAGAACGGAUCCCACUCGACAUGGAAAACAUCCCUGGCUUCAACUUGAGAGCCCAGGUUGUCGGACAAGGCGGUGCCUAUGUCAAACACAUCCAGCAAGAAACUGGAUGUCGCGUCCAGAUCAAGGGCCGUGGCAGUGGAUUCAUGGAACAUAGUACUGGCCAAGAAUCCGAUGAACCCAUGUACUUGCAUGUUGCUGGCCCACAGCCACAGCAAGUUCAGAAAGCCAAGGAGCUCUGUGAGGAUCUUCUGGUCAACGUACGAGCCAAUUUCGAGCAUUUCAAGGCUAACCCACCGCCACAACGCAUGGAAUCAUACACGGAUGGUUAUGGUGCAGACGCUAACCGAGGCUCCUAUGGCGGGUAUGGCCGUGACCGAGGUCGUGAAAACAGCUACUCGCACAACAGCAACAACUACAAUUCCCCCUACUCAGCGACCCCAUCGACCCCUGCACCGGGAACUGCGGCCUCGCCCACCGACUACGCUGCUCAACAGGCUCAGUACGCUCAAUACUUUGCUAACCAACCUGGUGGCGAUCCUUAUGCUGCUUACGGAGGCUACCAGAACUAUGUGGCAUACUAUCAGUAUUACCAACAACAGGCGGCAGCAGCAGCUCAGCAGCAAUCUCCGCCCCCACCUCCAGGCGAUGCCAGCGCCCAACCUCCUCCUCCGCCACCUGAUUCCUCAGCGGCACCACCUCCACCACCGCCUUCAUCCGGCUAUGCGGCCGUCCCGCCCCCACCUGGACUGUGAGCCUUUUGGUUGAUUUGAGAGCUGACCAAGUCAGAUUCGGGGUUCAUGAAACCGACCCGGGAGGAAACCAAUCACGCUUGAAAUUUCAACUCGAAGCGAUAUCGAAUUUCUUUACGUUUGCCACCAUGGCCAUUGGUUUGUAUGUCGAAGCGAAGGUGUUCUCCAAGAACACCAAGGCAAAGUAUUUUCAAAAGCAAAGACUCUAUGACAGCUGAUCGGUCAAUAGGGACCAGAUCCAUUAAUUUCAUCAUUGUUCCUUGUGUUGUGAUUUGCAGCUGACCAAACAUGUAGUUGUUCAUUUGCUUCUAAACUUUCCCGAUCGGCCCUAGCUUUGGUGAGCCAGACUUGAUGGCCGAUUUUGAGUAAUAUGACAUGUAUUUGACCAUGUAAGUGGGAGGACGUGAAGGUAGAUUGACUACAGCUUUCAAAGAAAUCGAUACUCUUAUAAGUUUGACUAGGUCUGUAUAUUGGUGCCAUGGAUUUGCUGAGGGC
Messenger RNA from Exophiala mesophila, 2069 nucleotides. RefSeq lists its product as uncharacterized. Bases 111 to 1577 code for a protein of 488 amino acids. Gene Ontology annotation, cellular component: nucleus. The record is from RefSeq and is a predicted model, not a curated record. NCBI's taxonomy places the organism in Eukaryota, Fungi, Ascomycota, Eurotiomycetes, Chaetothyriales, Herpotrichiellaceae. The transcript has 7 exons. Gene Ontology annotation, molecular function: RNA binding.